This is a messenger RNA of Phlebotomus argentipes, 2897 nucleotides long. Its product is annotated as zinc finger matrin-type protein CG9776. Gene Ontology annotation, cellular component: nucleoplasm. Gene Ontology annotation, molecular function: nucleic acid binding; zinc ion binding. The record is from RefSeq and is a predicted model, not a curated record. NCBI's taxonomy places the organism in Eukaryota, Metazoa, Arthropoda, Insecta, Diptera, Psychodidae. Gene Ontology annotation, biological process: negative regulation of DNA-templated transcription; positive regulation of DNA-templated transcription. The transcript has 5 exons. The coding region runs from base 652 to 2859 and encodes 735 amino acids.
AGAAAUGGCGUGGAAAGAAAGAAGGUGUAGAAGAUGAGAUUGUGGGAUUGAGACCCUCCAUCGCUGGUGUGCGCACAGAUGGCGAGAUUCUUAGUUGUUAAGGACAAUUUGUAUGAGAAAAACUUUAUGCGGCAAUUGAGCAUGUGACUUCAGCGGAAGCGCGCACAAAUGAUCUCCGAUUUGAGGGGGGUUUUUGAUGGUAAAUCCGAAUGGAAUCUCUGUGCGUGUGUGUCGGCUGAAGACACAUGAGCGUUGCCGGUGAAAUUGUUCUUAGAUGUUAAGGCAAUAGAUUGUAAGGAUUUCUUCUGCCGAUGGACACUCACGUCUGAAUUGUGUGCAGUUUUGUCUGUAAAUCCCUUCUCCUGGCCAGACGCGCAUCAUCACAGAUGGUCUUCUCGAAGCUGCUGAUCAUCCGAUUCUUUCUGUCCAAUGUUCUCGUGUGUGCGUGAGUGUAGAAAAUUACACCAUGUCACGCACGUGGUAGAAAAGAGAACAUCAAGAAUCGUCUUCUUCUUCUUCUUCUUCUUCUUCUUCUCUUGGUGAAAGAGAGAAAAGUGUUGAAAUGGCAAAAUGGUUUGUCAUUGCCGAAAAAAGGAGAGCCAAUAAUCCCAGAUUCAGAAUAAGCUAAGCACGAUUGAGAAUGUGAUCGAUAUGCUGACGGGAAUUAUUGGUGUGGAGAAAACGCCAUCGCCGCCAUCAUUGAGUAUUUCAUCAAAAGCUCCUUCAGCACGGGACAACGAUUCCGAUGAGAGUGAGCCGGAGAAGCUCAAGAGCAAGUUGAUACAGAGUAUGAAGAAGAAUAGGAAAGAGAAGAUUCCAGAGACAAAUGUCUCUCGAGAUAAGCUCGUUGAUCCGGAGAAGAAGGUGAACUACGUGUUCUACGAUCCUGAGAUGCACUGGUGCGUCAUGUGCAAUGUCUUCCCGAAGACGGCGAAGGAUUAUCUGAAUCAUCUGCACAGCAAGGAACACAUGGCGAUAGCAAAGAACCAGGAUUCACCGUGGCACGAUAUGCAACAAGCGGAUGAAUUCCCAAGCUAUCCAAAUGCCCCAACGAAGAGGACUCCAAUUCGUGGUUUGCAGUUCUUUUCCGCCUCCACUGCGUGGUAUUGCAAACUCUGUGCAAUCUGGAUGGGAGAUCUUCACUGCGCCUCCACGCACUUGAAAUCCAAGAUGCACUCUGACAACUACACUGCUUAUGCCGAGCAGAAUCCUCACUUUGACAUGGAUUGGAUGGCGGAUCGUCAGAAGGCGUAUAAUGCAUAUCGGGAGAAGGUGACGUCGGGAAAGGCAUCGCCGCUGAUGCACGUGAUUGCUCUGCAGCCGGACGAUGAUGCGGAGAGGAUGGGGAAGAAGAAGAAGAAGAGCGAUGGGAAGAAGGACAAGAAGAAGAAGAGUCGCAAGAAGCGUCGUCGUCAAUCGACAUCGUCAUCAUCGAGCUCGACUUCUUCGGACACGGAAACGGACUCAAAGUUGUCUCUGAUGGAUGCGAGUCUGGAUGGUGUGACGGCGAAUUCCAUUCGUGUGUCGAUGAGGAACAUGAACAAGCCGGCAAUGGCAAUUCCCGAUGAUGACAAUGCUGUUGGGAAGUGGACAAUGGUGCAGCCGGCACAGAUAUCAUCACAGACGCCCUUCGCGCCGCCGGCGCCGUCGAUUUCCACUGAGGCGAAGAAGCGCGAUGAGCUGAUCAUCUCACAGUGGACACCGGGACCGGUGAUAAGUGACUCGGAGCGCAAAUUGCUGGACGAUUUGAAGGGGAAGCUGAAGAAGAGGUCAGAAACGGAGGUGAAUGACGAGAGGCGUCGCUCGAAGAGUCCAGAUCGACGGACGAGGCGUCGCUCGAGGUCACGCGGAAGGUAUUCACGCAGCCGAUCGCGAUCCAGGAGUCCUUACUACAGAGGAUACAAUCGCGGCAGGCGCUCGGGCUCGCGUGGGCGGCGUGUGAUUGAGAAGCCGGUGGUGAAUUAUCCGCCGGAGCCAAAGCGAAGUGUGGAGAAGAAGUCCAAGGGGAAGUCGGAGGGGAAUGGCGAGCGCAAGAAGUCGCCACCGAAGAAGAAGCCAGUGACGAAGGGCAAACUGCCCUUCAUCGGUCGAAUGCCGGUGUUCAAGAAGCAAGUGGCGGCUGAGGAUGCCGCCAAGCUGAAGGAGAUUGAGGCCGAAGAUGCUGCGGCUCUGAGUGUGCCAGAGACCAAGAAGACACCCGCUCAGGCGAAUCUGGGCAUGUCUCAGAGUGGCUCCACGAUGGAUGACGAGCUGAUGCCGGAUCCGACGCAGUUUAUGGCUCUGAUUGGGGCUGCGCCGAUGCCGCCGAUGCGUCAGCAGAUGGAGAAGAGUGAGGAGGUUCUGCCGCCGGGAAUUGACGAGGCGGAGGCCGAUCAGGUGCCUAAGCCCAUAAGUGAUGCGCCGCGUCCGCGCAAGGGACCGCUGCCGAAGGAUUUCCAGGAUGCGCUGGACUUGAUUUUCCCGGAUGAGAAUAAGAAAGUGGCGCCGAAACCCGCGGCGGACGCAAAUCGUGAGAUUGUGGACAUGGACAGUGUGGCGGUGGAGAGUUCUGUGCCUGAAGUCACAGCUGAGGAGGCGAAUCAGCCGGCCAUCGGCAUGUACGGGGCGUACGCCACGGCGUUUCCGGGCACUUCGGCGUAUGCCGUGUACGAGGGACUUUCGGGUGCCAUUCAGCAGGAGGGAAUUGAGCCGCCGCCGCCGCCGAUUGACAUGGACACGGGCGAUUCGCCAGACAACAGCAUUCCUCAUGUGGAGAUGACCAUCGAUGAGAGCAAGACGUCGUCCACGAACAAUAUCGAAUUGGACGAUCUGGCGCUCCUGGGCAUCGAUGCCGACGACAUGGCCGCGCAGUGUAUGUAGGCGGGCGUCAUUCAAUAAAAAAAGAAUACUUACUCGAA